CAUAAGGAAAACUGCCGGAGAGCAUCGGGGCCCUCUGUGGGUCUGACCUGGAAGCUUCACGGCUGAAAUUUGACUGUUUACGAUUAUGCAAAGAGCUCGAAUUAAGCUUCCCUGCCCAAGUCUGAGAAGAUGGGAGCUGACCCGAAGCCGUUCUUAAAGCGGUUAUUCUGGCUGUCUGCUCUUCUGGUACUGUUAGAUAAUGCAGCAGCAGCUUCUGAAUUCAACCCUUAUACAGUCCUUGGAGUGUCUAGACACGCCAGUCAAGCUGAAAUCAAGAAGGCGUACAAGCAGCUUGCCAGGGAGUGGCAUCCAGACAAGAAUAAAGAUCCAGGUGCAGAAGAUAUGUUUAUCAAGAUUACUAAAUCAUAUGAGAUUCUGUCAAAUGAGGAGCGGAGAGCAAACUAUGACUGGUUUGGUCAGACAGACGAGAACCAGCACCACGGUCAGGCACCACAGGGCUUCCGGCACUUCCAUGACAGCUUUUACUUCGACCAGUCCUUCUUUCAUUUCACACAGUCGACACGAGAUUUCACAGACAGCAAGCACCUUCUUCGCUAUGAGCAUUACAUGAACGAGGUGGUGCCGGAUAGCUUCAAGAGGCCCUACCUAAUAAAGAUAACAUCAGAGUGGUGUUUCACCUGCAUCCAUAUUGAGCCAAUAUGGAAAGAAACAAUUCAGGAGCUGGAGGCUUUAGGUGUGGGCAUUGGUAUAGUGGACAUUGGAUAUGAAAAGCGGCUGGCGAACCAUCUUGGCGCCCACCGCACCCCCUCUAUUCUGGGGCUCAUUAAUGGCAAAGUGACCUUCUUCCAUUAUGCUAUAUCCAGGGAGUACCUGAGGCAGUUUAUAGAAAGCCUACUACCACAGAGACUAGUGGAGAAGGUGACAGAUGAUAACUACUUGCAGUUUUUGAACGGUUGGCGUGAAGAGAACAAACCAAGCGUGCUGCUAUUUGACACAGUGCCUACAGUGCCUUUACUGUAUAAGCUCACAGCGUUUGCUUAUCGGGAUUUUGUGAGGUUUGGGUACGUAGACCAGGGCCUGACUGAGACGACACGCAUCCUGCAGCAGUUCAACAUCAACACAUACGCUCCUACCAUGCUCCUGUUUAAGGAGAACACAGAGAAACCUGCAGAUGUCAUACAGUUUAGGGGAAUGAAGAAGCAGAUCAUUGAUGAGUUUGUCUCCAACAACCGUUUCCUGCUGGUGCCUCGGCUGGUAAACCAGAAGCUCUUUGAUGAGUUGUGUCCAGUGAAACAGUUCCACCGGCGCCGAAAGUACUGUGUCUUGCUCAUCACGGGGGAGGAUGAGGCUUUUGUCUCAGUGAACGAUGCUUUCUUUGACUUUGCCUCCUCCAACACUAAAGAGGUGCUGAGAUUCGCUUAUGUCUAUCAGCGGCAGCAGCAGCCUCUCUGUGAUACCCUUCUCAAAAAGGAGGACAUGAGUCCUCCCCAGGUGAUAAUUCUGGAGAGGCGGAGUGCUGCAGGUAAGGUGCUGUAUCGGACAGUGACAGGUGGCUGGAAUGGAAGUGAUGAGGAUAAGCACCGCCUUCAUGAGCAGCUGGAGCUCUUGCAGAGAGAUCCCUCAUUCCUCACCUACGAUGCCAUGCUGCCUGAACUUAACAAUGAGUUCGCUUCUAUGUUUCUAAUUCAGUGGGCAAAUGCCGCUUAUGAUUAUCUCUCUCAAAUGUACUUUGACCUUCUCCACUCCAACUGGCGAGAGAUGAUGCCCAUUGUGUCUCUGAUCUUCUCUGCUCUCUUCAUUCUGUUUGGAACAGUCAUCAUUCAGGCUUUUAGUGACUCUGGUGAGGAAAAGCCACCCAAGCAGAAAGCCAAUGAAUCACCAAAGACAGCUGAGAGCUCUCCAAAUGCUGAAAACACAACAAGCCGUCCUCCUAAGAAGAACUUUGUAGAGGUGACGGAGCUGACUGAUGUGACUUACACCAGCAACCUGGUGAGGUUGAGACCUGGACACAUCAACGUGGUGCUGGUGCUCACUGAUGCUUCCAAACAAGUUCUGCUGAAGAAGUUUGCCAAAGAAGUGUACUCUUUCUCAGGAUCUCAGACUCUUCACUACUCUUUCUUGAAUGUGGACAAGCACAUCCAGUGGAUGGACACUCUCUUAGAGUUGGUGCCCGAUGCUAGACCUUCGGACGAUGAGGAAGAAGAGGGCGCGUCCUCCUGUAAACGAGACUACACUGGCUACGUGCUGGCACUAAACGGCCAUAAGAAAUACUUCUGCCUCUUCAGGCCUGUGUUCACGGGCGACGAGCCGGACUGCAGCAGGUCGUCUGACGAGGAUGGUGGAGCUUCUCGGGUGAGGUCCAGGAGCAGCUCCCGACAACGAGCAUCCACUCUGCAGAUCCAUCACAAACUGGACCGACUCAGCCUGUGGAUGGAGAGGCUGAUGGAGGGCACCCUUCUCAGGCACAAUGUUCCAGCCUGGCCUGAUCUGGACUCCAUCACUCCUCAGAAAUGAAUGGGCUGGAAGUGGCUCAUACAAGCAAGGCCGUGUUCACUCCUGCCUACAAAACAGCUGGUCUAGACUGCCCUGCAGGGGGCGUCUCAUGAUAACACAUAGCAGGAGUUGUUGAUGUUGACCUGAAAUAAUUGUUGGUACACUGUUUGUGUAAAGUGUGUAAGGCUUUAUUAGGAAACUGUGACUUUUACAGAAACGUUAUUCUGGAUUGUGCACUGAACCCAAAUCACUAUAG
Colossoma macropomum (tambaqui) is the source of this 2710-nucleotide messenger RNA. RefSeq names its product DnaJ (Hsp40) homolog, subfamily C, member 16 like (gene dnajc16l). Lineage: Eukaryota; Metazoa; Chordata; Actinopteri; Characiformes; Serrasalmidae. The transcript is spliced from 15 exons. Bases 130 to 2475 code for a protein of 781 amino acids. The record is from RefSeq and is a predicted model, not a curated record.